CAAACCAUCAGUUCAUUGGCAAGGCAACAUGUCUGAAAUUCGCAGUACGUAACUUAGGAAAGGCGAACUGCAAAGAUUUCACAUGAAAUUACAUCCAUCGCGUUAUGCGUUCGAUGGUAAAUUGCACCGAGCUCGUACAGAGCACGGGGCAAUAUCCUCCCGCCAGCUCCCCGCGAUCCUUCAUCGCCGGGAUCAAGCCCCGAGCAUAAAGACAGCCGACUUCAUCAUGUUCGUCCAUGGCGCUGAAGGUGCCGGCGUGCAACAACAGUGGUAAAAAGAAGCAGAACCACUUUCACAUAUAAUAUUACACAGAGAGAGAGAGAGGCAUUUCCUCUGUGCGGCUCAUGAAUACCACGAAUAUUUAUAUAGCAUCACCACAUGGCACAAGCCAGUAGCAGAGCGCAAACAAGAAGAUACCCUUCGCUCUGUCUCUCUCUCUGCACCCACAUGGCGAUUGCUGCUGGAGGGGGAGGAGGAGGGCGCUUCCUAGCACGUCUCAUCGACUCAUCGGAGCGGUCGUCCUCCUCAUCCGCCAAGUCCUCUGCUUCCGGUCCAUCCAUGGCCUCCAGGCUCUCAUUCCACUUCCCCACUCACAGGUAUCGGAGUUCAUGCUCAUUGAACAUGAAUGGCUGCGAAGGGGACCCCACGGCCCCCAUCGGCACCGCCGAGACCCGCACCUUCCCGGCCGUGGCGACGCUGGGCCUCGCCGUGGACCGCCUCAGCUCCGCCGUCGCCGGCCUCAAGGCGAGCCCGCCAGGUCUCGGCUCCGGCAUUAUCCGCCUUCAGGUGCCGAUCCACGAGAAGAUCGAAGCGAUCGACUGGCUCCACUCUCAGCGCCAGCUCCUCCCCCGCUGCUUCUUCUCCGGCCGGGACUCCGCCGGCGGCAGGUCCGAUUGCCUCCUCGAGCCGUCCUCGGCCGCCAGCGGCAACGGCAACGGCAACGAGCAUCUCCGCCGCCGGACGGGGCACAGGCUGGUCAGCGUCGCCGGCAUCGGAUCCGCGGUGUUCUUCCGCCGCGUUCGCCCCUUCUCCUACGAAGAUUGGUUGUCCAUCAAAAGGUUCCUCUCCACGAGCUGCCCUUUAAUCCGUGCUUAUGGGGCGAUUCGCUUUGAUGCGAGAUCGAACGUGUCGCCAGAGUGGGAGGCUUUCGGUUCGUUCUACUUUAUUGUUCCUCAGGUUGAGUUUGAUGAGCUCGAAGAGAGCUCUAUGCUUGCAGCUACUGUUGCAUGGGACAAUGCCCUUUCUUGGACUUGGGAAAAGGCCAUAAAUUCGCUGGAAGCUACAAUAAACCAGGUAUCGUCACUGGUAAUGAAGUUAAGAAAGCAAGUUCCUAAAGCAUUCAUCUUAAGUAAUAAUCACGUUCCCAGCAAGAACUGCUGGGAUCUUGCAGUGAAGAGAGCUUUGCAGAUGAUUAAUGGUGAUGACUCUGCCCUCAUUAAGGUUGUGCUAGCACGAAGCAGCAGAUUCCUUACUGCUACAGACAUAGAUCCUAUAGCAGGGCUCGCUUGUUUACAGAUUGAAGGGGAAAAUGCUUACCAGUUUUGUCUUCAGCCACCUAAUGCUCCAGCAUUCAUUGGAAACACGCCAGAGCAACUAUUUCACAGACGCUGGCUUAGUAUCAGCAGUGAAGCUUUGGCUGGAACACGUGCUAGAGGUGAAUCAGUGGCUUCGGAUCUCCAAAUAGAACUUGACUUGCUUUCAAGUCCAAAGGACCAUCUUGAGUUUACUAUAGUGCGGGAGAGCAUAAGAAGAAAAUUAGAGGCUGUAUGUAGUGGAGUGGUUGUAGAACCAAGAAAAGCAAUUCGAAAACUUUCUAGAGUUCAACAUCUACAUGCUGUACUGGCUGGUACAUUGAGAAGUGAAGGUGAUGAGUUUGACAUUUUGUCUUCUCUCCACCCGAGUCCAGCAGUUUGUGGAUUUCCGACAGAAGAAGCAAGGCUUUUAAUUGCUCAAACUGAGGUAUUUGACCGAGGAAUGUAUGCUGGACCUGUGGGCUGGUUUGGAGGGGGAGAGAGUGAGUUUGCUGUUGGUAUUAGGUCAGCUUUGGUUGGAAAGGGCCUUGGUGCUUUAAUUUAUGCUGGGACCGGGAUAGUGGAAGGAAGCAAUCCAUCUUCCGAAUGGGAUGAACUGGAAAUCAAGAUAUCUCAGUUCAUGAAAUUGCUCAAACUUGAGGUGCCUUCACGACAAGAGUUGAUGACUUAGGGAUGAGCAUACUAAAGGGUUUGUCUCAUGCUCUCUGUGACAACUGAUGUACUGAAGAUCACUAGAUUUCAGAUGCAGAGGUUAUUGAUACUAAGUAGUCCAUGUUCUUUAGUUUUUGCUCUUCUACUUCUGCCCAUCUUUUUGCCUCUUCAAGUGAUUGAUCUUGUACCUAGCUUUUUCGAAAAACGAUCCUCCCGGCUUGGGUCUUUGUUUGGUAUCUUUACUCCCCACAGUAGGACAUCUUGUUGCCACUUUUUGUCCACUGUCGGAAGCACUGCCAGUAUAAUGCUUCAGUCUUUUUUAAAGGAUAUUUUUCCAGGGGCAAUGUAAAACAGAAUAAACCUACCGAAAUAACUUCAUUAAACCAGAAGAUGACUGACCAUGUUAUCUGCAUUCGUCCAACAUUUUUUUCUAAUCAUAGAGCAGAAGUAGUGACACCAAUCUAGUGUACUUCUGAACCUGUAUCUCCAACUUCUAUUUAGGGAGAGGUUCUUGCUUUCUUUGUCGACUUUGUUUAUGUGCACUUGUAAGUACAUUGCUGUACGUGUUUCGGUCUUUA
Molecule: messenger RNA, 2761 nt
Organism: Syzygium oleosum
Lineage: Eukaryota; Viridiplantae; Streptophyta; Magnoliopsida; Myrtales; Myrtaceae
Product: isochorismate synthase 2, chloroplastic-like
Exons: 16
Coding region: 379-2202 (607 amino acids)
Biological process (GO): phylloquinone biosynthetic process
Cellular component (GO): plastid
Molecular function (GO): isochorismate synthase activity
Source: RefSeq, a predicted model, not a curated record